Stereum hirsutum FP-91666 SS1 is the source of this 2583-nucleotide messenger RNA. RefSeq names its product acetoacetate-CoA ligase. Gene Ontology annotation, cellular component: cytosol. Gene Ontology annotation, molecular function: acetoacetate-CoA ligase activity. Bases 1 to 2583 code for a protein of 860 amino acids. The transcript is spliced from 13 exons. NCBI's taxonomy places the organism in Eukaryota, Fungi, Basidiomycota, Agaricomycetes, Russulales, Stereaceae. The record is from RefSeq and is a predicted model, not a curated record.
AUGGAUCGAGUAGACUCCCCACCUCUCUGGACUCCCCCAAAUCCCUCAGCCACACGCACCUACGCCCUCCUCCGCUCCAUUAACGCUCGGCACCAGCUCGAACCUCCGCUAAAGACCUACGCAGACCUCUAUCAGUGGAGUAUUGAUCAUGUGGAUUUGUUUUGGGAUGCCGUAUGGGACGAGACGGGUAUCAUAGGCGAAAAGGGCGCCGCUUCCGAUGCAGGAGAAGGCGGUGAAGGAGCAGGAGCAGGAACAGGAACAGGAGGGAAGGGGCAAGGAGGAAGGAAAGCACACGUCGUCGACACGACGAAGAAACCAUGUGAUAAUCCUCCAUGGUUCAAAGACGCGAAACUGAACUGGGCGGAAAACAUGCUCUGGUGUCGGGACGAGAACAAAAUCGCUCUCAUCGAAGCUCUCGAACCAACCCCGCAACUCCCCACCCCGCCCCUCCGUCGCGUAUCCUACGCCGCGCUCUACGCACUCGUCGCGGAUCUCGUGUCGGGGCUGCUUGAGCUUGGGCUGCUGCCUGGAGAUAGGGUAGCGUCGUAUUCGUCGAAUUGCAUCGAGAACGUGGCGGCGUGUUUGGCUGCGGCGGCGAUUGGUUGCAUCUGGGUCAGCGCAGCGGCAGACUUUGGACCGUCCGGCGUCCUCGAACGAUUCGAACAGGUCAAGCCGAAAGUGAUAUUCGCGGUCGAUGCGGUCGUGUAUAAUGCCAAGGUGCACCCACACCUUCCUAAGCUCGCUUCUCUACUCUCUGGUCUUCAAGCCUCCUCCAUUUCCCCCUCUGCCUCCUCCACGUCGAAACCUACACCAAUUCGACCCACAGUCAUACUCAUAUCGCCCCUUCCAUCCUCCCUAACCUCCGGCCUGCCUACGCUCGAAAGUCUGGGGUAUGAUGAUGUCGUGCGGUUUGAAGAGUUUCGGAGGAGGGGGAAGGAGGCGGGAGAGAAGGGGCUGGGGAGGAGGGUGGAUGUGGAUGGGAAGGGGGAGGGAGAGGGAGAGAUUGAGUGGUGCAGGAUGGGAUUCGAUUGGCCGCUUUGGGUUUUGUUUAGUUCGGGGACUACCGGCAGACCGAAAGCGAUCGUUCAUCGGGCGGGGGGGAUGUUGAUACAGGCGAAGAAGGAGCUCGUUAUAUGCGCGGAUUUGAAGCCGCAGGACGUCUUCUUUUAUUAUACGACGACCGGAUGGAUGAUGUGGAACUUCCUCAUCGGCGGUCUUUCCGCCGGCUCCACCCUCGUCCUCUACGACGGUUCGCCCCUCAAAGAGCCGGGUUAUCUCUGGAGGCUGGUCGAUGAGCUGGGUAUUACGAUUUUUGGCACGAGUGCGAAGUAUUUGGAUGGGUUGGCUAAAUCCUACCGCCCCAUCGCCCACCACUCCCUCUCCACCCUCCGCCAGAUCCACAGCACCGGCUCGCCGCUCGCGCCCUCCCAGUUCGAUUUUGUCUAUUCAGGGAUAAAGAAGGAUGUGUUGUUGGCGAGUAUUACGGGCGGGACGGAUAUUUGUUCGUUGUUCGCUGGAAUGAACACCUCCCUCCCCGUCUUCCGCGGCCAACUCCAAACCCGCAUGCUCGGCAUGGCCAUCCGCGCCUACACCCCCACCGGAACCCGCGCGGCCCCGGACGAGGCGGGAGAAUUGGUGUGUGAGAAGGUGUUUCCGUGCAUGCCGGUGGGGUUUUGGCCGUUGGCUGGAUUUGGGGCGAGUGAUGAGGAGGUUAGGGGGGCGGAAGGGAGGUUUAGGGAUGCGUAUUUCCCGGAGAUGCGGAGUGAGGGUGAGGGUGGGGAGAAGGGCGAGAGGGGGGUUUGGUAUCAUGGAGAUCAUGUCGUUAUCACGAAAUCGAGGAUGGAUAAUGCGGGGGGCGUGAUCAUGCUUGGACGGUCGGAUGGGGUGUUAAACCCGGGUGGCGUACGAUUCGGCUCUGCGGAGAUUUAUGAAGUGCUAGAAGUCGAAUUCGGUGCUUCGCCUGCUACUCUACCUCCUCCCACGGCCACGACCACUGCGAAUGGUUCCGCCACGACCACGACCAACGGUUCCGCCACCACGACAACGGCCAGCGCCACCUCUCCCCACCCACAUUCACCCGCCCCUCAGCCUCCGUCUCGCACCCCUCAGCCUCCGUCUCGUACCCCUCAUCCUCCGUCUCGCACCCCUCAGCCUCCGUCUCGCACCCCUCAGCCCGCGUCGAGCACUCCGCCAAAGAAACACACAAUAUCCGACUGUCUCGUCGUCGGGCAAGCUCUCAAAGACGCAACCGGGACAAUCGUAGAUGAGCGCGUCGUGCUGUUCGUGAAGAUGCCGGAGGGGGAGGUUGUGAGUGAGGAGUUUAAGAGGGCUGUGGGGGGAGAGAUUAGGAGGAUGAGGACGGCGAGGCAUGUUCCUGCGGAGAUCAUUCAAGUCUCGGAUAUACCACACACGCUGAACGGGAAACGUGUUGAGGUUCCUGUGAAGAAGAUAAUCAACGGCGCCCCGAUCUCGAGCGUCAAUCCUGCUACGCUCCGCAAUCCGGAAUGUUUAGAGGAGUAUGCGAGGAUUGGGAAGGAGUUGAGGGCGAGGUUUGGUGGGGGUGGGGGUGGGAGUGGGAAAUGA